Messenger RNA from Corylus avellana, 1820 nucleotides. It is a transcript of the gene AS2, whose product is annotated as Lateral organ boundaries (LOB) domain family protein. The record is from RefSeq and is a predicted model, not a curated record. Lineage: Eukaryota; Viridiplantae; Streptophyta; Magnoliopsida; Fagales; Betulaceae.
AUUAAACUCCCAAGGCAAAAAGAAGAAUAAGAAUUAGAGGAGAAGGAGACUCUUCCAUCAUCCCAAGAUCUCCCCUCAGUCAGAAUCAGACCACUCUUAUUCUCAUCACAUCUAUCCUUUUCAUCAAUUCUUUUGCAUUUUUAUAGCCAUUGGUGUAUGAUGGGGUAUCAUGAGUUUGUUCAUCCCAAGGUCUUCAAUCAAACCCUCUCUUAAAAGUCUCACAUCUUUAAAGGAAAAAUUGAAGUAAUAUACGCUUGUAUGAAUUUCAAGCAAGAUCUGCUUCCAAACUUUUCAUCGGAAAGAGUGAAAUAUAUAUAACCUUUCCUCUUCACGAGAUCCAAUCCCUCAAUCCCACCAUACGGGUACUCAAAAUCUACCUUUCUUCCUUUUCCCGUUACUUUCUGCUCCCUCUCCAAACCCUACCACACAAAGGUACUCAUCAAAUCCUCAUCUUCUGAUCUCUCUUUUUCUCUCUCUCUCUCUCUCUCUCAAGACCCAUUUUCUCCUUCUAAAGUAAAACCUUGUAUAUAUCUCCACCGCUGGUUUAGGGUUUCUGGGUGGUGAGAGAAAUGGGACUAUUGUAUAUCAUGUCAUUCAGGGAAUCUUGUGUGCUUGUUGCUUGAUUUGUGCAAUUUGACCAUACACCUACCUCCAUCUUUUACAGCCAGAUCUCGUAAACUCUAGCCGAAACCAAGAAUAUAUUUUUUUGAUUCCUUCUGAAGACAAAUCAGGUAAGAAAAUCAGUAUUAUUACAACCAGAUCCUGCAGAGAGGAGAAAGUGGAACAUGGCAUCGUCGUCGAAUUCCCCGUGUGCAGCGUGCAAGUUUCUGCGGCGCAAAUGCCAGCCGGAGUGCGUUUUUGCACCAUAUUUCCCACCGGACCAACCCCAAAAAUUUGCAAACGUGCACAAAGUGUUUGGGGCAAGCAACGUGACAAAGCUUCUGAACGAGUUGCACCCCCAUCAGCGCGAGGACGCCGUGAAUUCUCUGGCCUAUGAGGCCGACAUGCGUCUCCGUGACCCCGUCUACGGGUGCGUGGGAGUCAUCUCUCUCCUCCAACACCAACUUCGCCAACUCCAGAUGGACCUCAGUUGCGCCAAAUCUGAACUCUCAAAAUACCAGAACUUGGGCAUCACAAGCCACGGCCUAAUUGCUGCCGCUGCUGCGGCCGCCACGGCGACCAAUCACAACCACCAGCAGAACUUGGGAAUUAAUCUGAUCGGCGGUGGCGGCCGGGACCAUCACCACUACCAUCACCAGUUUUUUCCCAAUCAGCAGCAGAUGAUUAGGAGCUUUGAUACGGGGAACAACUAUGAUGCAAGCCUUUUGGCUAUGAAUGUCUCCGCAAGCAUAGGGCAACUCAGUCAGUUUCAGCAACCUAGGGCCGCUACUGGGGACGACCGUCGUACCAUUGACCCCUCUUAGGGUUUCUUCUCUUCCAUGGAUCACAAACUUUGCCCAACCCGUCAUAGGGAUUGAACUUUGAAGGACUCAGCAUCGCGAGCGAGUUUAAGAGAGAGAAAGAGAGUGUUUGGGAUUUUAUCUUAAUUAUUGAUACCCUUUUAUAGACAAUUUUGUCAUAUCUAGCUCAUGCCUCUUCAGUCUUUACUUUUAUGAUCUAUAUUAUAAUUAACUAUUUUCUCAUUUGUUAUUAGCCAAAACUGUACUUGCUCUUCCAGUUUCACAGUAACUCCGAAAUAGUUCCUGGAGUUUUCCUCUUAAAAAGUGCCAUGCCAGGCACGGUGGUCUGGUUUUGUUUCUACCCCUUUGAACUUUUCUAAUCUGCACAGUCAAAUGCACAGACCACUAUAUUAUUUGCUA